This is a messenger RNA of Sitophilus oryzae (rice weevil), 1208 nucleotides long. It is a transcript of the gene nac, whose product is annotated as GDP-fucose transporter 1. Gene Ontology annotation, biological process: protein O-linked glycosylation via fucose; GDP-fucose import into Golgi lumen. The coding region runs from base 187 to 1179 and encodes 330 amino acids. Gene Ontology annotation, cellular component: Golgi apparatus. The transcript has 5 exons. The record is from RefSeq and is a predicted model, not a curated record. Gene Ontology annotation, molecular function: antiporter activity. NCBI's taxonomy places the organism in Eukaryota, Metazoa, Arthropoda, Insecta, Coleoptera, Curculionidae.
AAUAGAAAACACAACAGCAGACAUAACCUAUAUAAUUUAUAAAAACAUUUUUUAAAAGCCACGAAAACAAACACUCCCUUUCAAAAAUUAUAGUCUUUAUAGAGUUAAAUAUGAGUAUAUAAAACAAUGAUAAGCCACGUUCCACUAGGUAUCACCUAAUAUUCUAUUAAUAUUGACAAAAUUAAAAUGGUUGAAGAGCAAAGUUUGUUAGGAAAGUACAUAAUAAUCUUUCUUGUUGUAAGUGGAUAUUGGAUUAUUUCUAUUGCUACAGUAUUUGUAAAUAAGACUUUAUUGAGUCACAUUGAGUUAGAUGCUCCGAUAUUUAUAAACUUAAGCCAGACCUUAGUAACUGCUUUGAUAUGUUAUGGCAAGAAAACCCUAAGCAUAUUAUUUCCCCACACAUUUUCAUUUCCAGACACAAAUAUAUGGGAUCGUCAAAUUAUAAAGACGAUUUUACCAGUCUCGAUUAUGUUUACUGGAAUGAUUGCAUCUAAUAAUUUGUGUUUGAAAUACGUAUCGGUGGCGUUUUAUUAUAUUGGACGGUCUUUAACUACUAUUUUUAAUGUAUUAUUUACAUUUCUAAUAUUAGGGGAAAAGACAUCGAAGAAAUGUAUGUUGUGUUGCGGUGUUAUAAUCGCAGGAUUCUGGAUGGGUGUAGAUCAAGAACAUUUUGCAGGCAGUCUCUCAAUUGCUGGAACAAUUUUCGGCAUCCUUGGCUCUCUAUCUUUGUCACUGUACUCCAUCUGGACCAAAAAAAUAUUACCCAAAGUAGACGGUCAAGUCUGGGCAUUAUCUUACGCAAAUAACGUGUAUGCUUCUAUUCUUUUCAUCCCUAUCAUGAUUCUGAACGAUGAAAUACCCAUUAUCACUAAUUACCCUUAUCUAAGGGAACCUUUCUUUUGGGCAAUCCUUCUGGGAGGAGGAGUGUGUGGAUUUUUAAUAGGAUUUUUCACUUCUUUACAAAUCAAGUAUACAUCAGCUUUAACACAUAAUAUAUCGGGUACAGCAAAGGCUUGCGCUCAAACUAUUUUGGCAACUUAUUGGUACCAGGAAACCAAAUCGUUUAUGUGGUGGUUUUCGAAUUUAGUGAUUUUAGCGGCUAGUGCAGCUUAUGCUCGUAUUAAACAACUAGACAUGGAAAAGAAACAUCGCCAGGGUCCUAGUUAUUCCAAAGUGUAACCUUUUAUAGAAUAAAUUGUUUUAAAAAA